AAAAAAUCCUCCCACCCAACUACCCAUCCAUCUAUCCCAUUCCCAUCUCUCUCCCCUCCCCACAUCACCCCAUCUAUGUCUAUGUGCAUCAGCUUGCUACACCUACCUAUAGCCGUGCUCUGUUUCUUGCACACGCGCGCGCGCACACACAGACACACUGACACACCUAACCCUUUCAUUCGCUCGCCUCAUUGCACUGCACCUCCCCUACCAUACUACCACCACCCGUAAAUUCGUAUACGCUUGCUUCCUUCUCCUGCCAUCUUGGCAGGAUCCCUCCCUCCCCUUUGAUAAGUGAUCGAGCAAGCGCCAAGCACUACCACCGGCAGCAGCAACAGGCACAGAUAGUAGCAAGCACGUCUACGCGCUGCGCGCCUAUGUCGUCGGGCGAGUUCCACUUCCACGACGAGCUCGCGUCGCUGUUCGCGCAGCGGCCGGCGCCGGGCGAGAUGACGAUGCUGCAUCAGCAGGCGCCGGCGUCUUUGUUCGCCGACUACCUGCAGGCCGGCACACCCGGCAUGGCGACGGACUACGACCUGCUGUGCCGCGAGCUGGACCUGCCGGUGGUGGAGGACCUCGUCAAGAGGGAGCUGGUGGUGGACACGGGGGGAGGCGGCGCCGCACGGACGCCCAGCGGGGGCGGCACGGUGCCGUUGACGCCCAACACGACGUCGUCUAUGUCAUCGUCGUCGAGCGAGGCGGCGGGCGGGGGAGGAGGACUCGGCGGCGGCGGCUUCGGCGCCGGGGAGGAGGACUCGGCGGGGAGGUGCAAGAAGGAGGAGGGCGAGGGGGAGGAGAGCAAGGAGUUCGGCAAGGGGGAGGAGGACGGUGACAAGAGCAAGAAAGGGGCCUCGGCGGCGAAGGGCAAGGGGAAGGGCGAGAAGCGGCAGCGGCAGCCGCGGUUCGCGUUCAGGACCAAGAGCGAGGUCGAUCACCUCGAGGACGGCUACCGGUGGCGCAAGUACGGCCAGAAGGCCGUCAAGAACAGCCCAUACCCCAGGAGCUACUACCGGUGCACGACGCAGAAGUGCCCGGUGAAGAAGCGGGUGGAGCGGUCGUACCAGGACCCCGCGGUGGUGAUCACCACGUACGAGGGCAAGCACACGCACCCCAUCCCGGCCACGCUCCGCGGCAGCACCCACCUCGCCGCGCACGGCCUGCACCACCACCUCGGCGCCUUCCCGCCGCCGCAGAUGGGCGCGCCGUUCGGGCGGGCCGGUGGCGGCGGCAUCGACGUGCUGGGCCUUCUGCAGCCGCGCGGCGCCCCCCACCAUGCAGUGACGCCGGCGAUGAGCCACGCGUCGUCCCACAGCCUGGCCGGUCCGAUGGGUAGCAGUGUGGCGACCGCGACCACAAGCACCUCAUCGUCUCCUCCGUCGCUCCAGAUGCAGCACUUCAUGGCGCAGGACUUUGGGCUCCUGCAGGACAUGCUGCCUUCCUUCGUUCACAUCAACGGCCGCAACAUCCAGCCCUGAAUGAUCAUCGCCACAAGCAAUCUAAUGAAUGAAUGAAGCUAGAUAAGAGAUAGUAAUCUAGUUCUUGUUAAUGCUUAACCUCUUAUCAUUUUUUUUCGCCGAUCGAUUUACUCUAGAUUGGUUCUUGAUUUGUUUUUCUACCGUGCUACGAGAUGCAUGGUGUUUUCUGGCGCCGGGUCUCGUUCCAUUUCUGUGAUCUAGCAGCUAGUCCUUGGUAGCACUAGCGGUCUUGUACAUGUACCUAAUCGAUCCCCAGAUCAUGCAUUGCACUCUAUGUGCUGCAAUUCUGACCAUGAGCUAUGAUAAUUUUAUGCUCCUGAUCUUUGCAUUCCU
Messenger RNA from Phragmites australis (common reed), 1808 nucleotides. RefSeq names its product WRKY transcription factor 71. Lineage: Eukaryota; Viridiplantae; Streptophyta; Magnoliopsida; Poales; Poaceae. Gene Ontology annotation, biological process: regulation of DNA-templated transcription. Gene Ontology annotation, molecular function: sequence-specific DNA binding; DNA-binding transcription factor activity. The transcript has 3 exons. The coding region runs from base 378 to 1475 and encodes 365 amino acids. The record is from RefSeq and is a predicted model, not a curated record.